This is a messenger RNA of Manis javanica (Malayan pangolin), 4322 nucleotides long. The record is from RefSeq and is a predicted model, not a curated record. Lineage: Eukaryota; Metazoa; Chordata; Mammalia; Pholidota; Manidae.
CUGUCCUGCUCGCUCUUCCGAGCGGGGAGGAGGCCGGCCGUGCGGAUGCGGCGGGGGAGGGGUGCCGAGGCCGGAAGCGCCUGCAGGCCGCAGGGGCAGGGGGUCCGUGUCCCAGGGGGAGACGGGGCGAGUCGCCGGGAGAGCCUCUGGGAAAGGCCGGGAGCUGCGGCCCGGGGAGUCCCGGCGUCGUGGGGCGGCUGCGUCUGGAGGGCCGCUCCCCGCGCGCUCGGCGGAGCCUCCGCCUGGGCGGGCGGGUUCCUGACGCCCGAGGAGAGGGAGUCCUCGAACAGGUCGGGCGAGUGGAGGUGAGGGCGGCGUCCAGAACGAGCAAAGAAAUUCUGGUUUUUGUGAGCAAGGCUGGUAGCGUGUCUGGCCUGUCCUGCAGGGGCAGAGCUCACUCCUGCCAGCCCCGCGUACACCCGAGGGGGCCCUGCUUGCCUUUUCCCAAGCGCCCUGCUCCUGCGCUGCUCCUGGGCCGUCCAAGCAGGGGAAGGGUGUGUGAGCUGUGGCAGUAAGAGCGCACCGUUGUCCUUUCCUCCCCCGCCAUGUCCAGCCUGCUGUGGGAUGGGUGAAGAGGAAGGCAGCCGCUAUGUUUCGCAGCUCAAGGAAGUCUACAGCAGCUGUGACACCACGGGGACUGGCUCUCUGGACCGGGAGGAGCUGACCCAGCUCUGCCUGAAGCUUCACCUGGAAAAGCAGCUGCCCAUCCUUGUGCAAACGCUGCUUGGAAAUGACCGCUUUGCCAGGGUCAGCUUUGAGGAGUUCAAGGAAGGGCUCGUCGCUGCGCUGGUCCUUGCCGGCCCCCCCGACAGAGACGGCUGCGCCAUGGAGCCCGCUGCCUUGCAGGGUGUCCCACCAAAGUACGUGAGCGGCUCUAAGCGGUAUGGCCGCUGGAGCUGGCCCGAGCCGGGCCACCCUGCACCUGCACCCAGAGCUGCAUGUCCACCCGCGCAGCAAGCCAGGGCCACCGCCAGCGGUCAGACCCAGCGCCCCGCGUCUCUGGAGAGCAUGGAGAGUCUCAAGUCAGACGAAGAAGCCAAAAAUGCCAAAGAACCUCAGGAUGCGUCGUUUGAGGCACAAGGCCAGCCUCCAGCCUGGCGCUCAGAGGCCUUCGGGAGCCCCUCGUCCGACACCCCCGAGAGCUGGGUCCGGGCCGUCUGGGCAGAGCUGGGUGUUGGUGGCAAUGGCCACCUCAGCGAGCAGGAGCUGGCGCUGGUCUGCGCGAGCAUCGGGCUCCAGGGACUCAAGAAGGAGGAGCUGGAAGACCUGUUCGACAAACUGGAUCAAGAUGGAGACGGAAGAGUGAGUCUCGAGGAAUUCCAGCUCGGCCUGUUCAACCAUGGACCCGCCUCACUUCUGGAAUCUUCUGCGCCCGCCAGACCGAGCAGGUCCUGGCCUCAUCACCAGGCUGCGACGGAGCCGGGCCGGCCGAGCGGAGGCCGGGCCCCGGAGACGCCGACGGCGGGCGGUGCGCUGCGGGAGGAGGGCAGCGGCCAGGCCGCCGCCACCUCGUCCCUCGUGUCCAUGUGCUCGGGGCCGCGCCUCUUCUGCAGCGCCGACGACGGCACGGGCUUCGCCCUCCCCGAGCAGCUGGUCGCCCUGUGGGCCCAGGAGGGCAUUCAGAACGGCGGGGAGAUCCUGCAGAGCCUCGACUUCAGCGUGGAUGAGAAGGUGGACCUUCUGGAGCUGACCUGGGCCCUCGAGAACGAGCUCAUGCUGGUCGGUGGGGCCACUCAGCAGGCAGCCUUGGCCUGCUACCGCCAGGAGCUGAGCUUCCGUCAGGAGCAGGUGGAGCAGAUGGCCAGGGAGCGUGACAAGGCCAGGCAGGACCUGGAGAGGGCGGAGCAGAGGAACCGGGAGUUCGUGAAGGACGUGGACGACUGCCACUCAGCUCUGGAGCAGCUCGCGGAGGAGAAGAUCAAACGCCUAGAGCAAGGGCACAGAGGAAGACUGCGCCUGCUGCGGGCCGAGGCCGAGGCGGAGCGGCAGCUGUUCUGGGAGCAGGCCCGCAGGCAGGAGGCCGCACUGGAGACGGACCUGGGGCGCCUGCGAGCCGAGGAGGCCAGCCUGCGCCAGAAGCUGACCCUGGCCCUGAAGGAAAACAGUCGAUUGCAGAAGGAGAUCCUCGAGGUUGUGGAGAAGCUCUCGGAAUCGGAGAAGCUGGUCCUGACACUGCGGAACGAUCUGGAGUUUGUGCUGAAAGACAAGCUGGAGCCGCAGAACGGGGAGCUCCUGGCGCAGGAGGAGCGCUUCGCGGAGGUGCUGAAGGAACAUGAGCUCAAGUGCCGGAGGGUAGAGGACCUGCAGGACCACAAUGACGAGCUGCAGGCUGCCCUGGAAGGCCUGCAGGCACAGCUGCCCCCCGGUCGGUGCCACCAGCCCCCUGCGUGGCCAGAUGACCUGCCGCUCCCUGGACUCGGCCCAGCAGGCAGCAUCUCAUUUACGGGGAACUCCAUUCCAGUGAGUAUAGAAGCGGAGAUAAUGAUGGAGCAGCUGCGGGAGCAUUACCAGGACCUCAAGGUCAAGCUGGAGACCAAGGUGAAUCACUACAAAAGGGAAGUGGAGGUGAUGAGGAGGGGCUUCGCCGAGGAGAGAAGGGCAGUGGAGCAGGCCUUCCGGCUGGAGGUCAGCACGCUGGAGGAGCAGAAGGCCGACCUGGAGAGGCUCCAGGGGAAGUCUCAGGAGGUCAUCCGUGGCCUGCGGGAGCAGCUGCAGGGUGCGGCCUGGGGUCCCGAGCGGCAGUGGUGCUCGCAGGCGCUGCCUGGCCUGGCCCGGAGGCUGGCCCAGGACAAGGACCGGCUGGAGGCGGCGCUGCAGAGAGCCAGAAUCGAGUUGGAUCAGCUUUCUGAAGAAAACACGUUGUUGAAAAAUGAGCUGGGAAGGAUUCAGCAAGAGCUUGAAGCUGCGGAGAGGACACGUGGUGCACAGAGGGGGGAAAUCGAGGCCCUGAAGAGAGACAAGGAACAGGCCUGCUGUGAGACGGAAGAGCUCAGCAAACAGAGUCAGAGAUGCAAGGACGAACUGUCCCAGCUCAAUGGCAGAGUCCUUCAGCUAGAAGGGGAGGCCUCCACCUGCCAGGCCCGGAACCAGGAGAGCCUCGUCACCAUUCAGCUGUUAUCCCGGCGCCUGGAGGAGGCCGGGCGCCAGGAGGAGCUGCAGGGUGACCAAAUCCACAAACUAGAACUUGAACUUAAACAUGUGAAUCAGGAAUGUCAGAGCCUGAAGCUGUCACAGAUGCAGCGGAGAGGCACCUGUGAUGAACGCCAGGACCAGGAAGAACUCGAAGAGCGGCCUGAAGACACAGAUGAGCGCGCGGAAGAGGCGGGCGGGAUUCUGAAGAACAUGGAAAUGCUUCUGCAGGGGAAGGUGGCUGAGCUGAAGCAGCAGCCUGACAAGAACACGGAAUCCGACCUGCUGCUGAAGGGCCUCUACGUGGAGAACGCUGGCCUGAUGAGGGCGCUCCAGGCCGCCGAGGAGAAGCUACAUGGCGCCCAGAAGGAGACCCGGGUCCUGGAAGAGAAGGUCAGAGCCCUCAACACACUCGUCGGUAAGAUGGCCUUGGCCUCCCUCUCGGUGUGAACAUGCUUGUUUUCCGGGAGUUCAUUUUGAAAGAGCGUCUUGUAGAGUUAAGCCCUGCGACAUCACGAUCUUCUGAGGCUCACCGCCGUGCAGCCUGGACACACGAUGGUGAUUCUUCGCUCACACCACACACGCUUGGUGAAUGUCUCCUUCAUGCCAGACGCUGGGGCAACAGCUGUGUUGGGAGAGGCCGCGUUUGCCGGGGGGCCCUGGGUGGUUUCCAGGUAAGAGCCCCAGCUGUGCAUCUCGCUGGUGAAGGAUUCUGGGUGCCCUCAGCAAGGAGCCCCUGAGAGGAGCGGUGUCACAGCUUCAGCGCCAAGUUUUCGGCCUUGGCUGGAGAGAUGAGAAUGCCACGCCAGGGCUCGGCGCUGCCGCAUCCUGCUGGCACUGCUCUGGGCGGAGUGCCCGCGCAGACCUCCCAGCAAGGCCUCGCUUGUCGUGACCUUCAGCUUUCCGGGGGCGGAGCGGGAGGCGCCGCGUCAGGCACUGGUCUAUCCCGGAAGAUGCUCAGUGUUUGUUUUAGGUCUGUGGACUCAGGGAUGGUAUUUAUUGCAAAUGCAAUCAUUUCCUCAUUAGAAUGUCAUCACACUGAAAAUUGUAUUAGAAGUAAAAAAGAAAUACAUAUAUAUAGUUUUAUAUCCAAAAUAUACAUAAAUUAUGGUUGUUUGCUUCCUCAGAAAAAACUACUGUAAUAUGAAGUCACUGUACCUGCGAUUAGCUUUUCUAUUAAAAUUGGCUUCUGA